Messenger RNA from Physella acuta, 1815 nucleotides. RefSeq lists its product as uncharacterized. NCBI's taxonomy places the organism in Eukaryota, Metazoa, Mollusca, Gastropoda, Physidae. The record is from RefSeq and is a predicted model, not a curated record.
ACCAACAGUACCAUAGUGUUGAGGUAAAGAGGGUUUAAGUUGAGUGAACCCAAGAAUAGGACUAUAUUUGAUGGGUUUAGUUAACACGUUCACUCUAAACACAAAUUCUUAUGUUCUGAUGGAGUAACGGAAAAAGGAAUGAUUGUAUUGAAAUAAUGGAAUGAUUUAAUAGAGUAUCUUGUUGGAUUGUUUGUGUAGGAACCUGACUACCUAGAUACAACCGAUCCAUUUUCACAAUCUGGAACAACAUCCACACACAUCAAAAGUCUGGAACAUCGCCCACACAAACUGUGAGGACAGCAACAUCACCCACACAAACUGUGAUUACAGCAACAUCACCGACACACUUUGUAAGGUCAGGUACACCACCCACACAAACUGUAAAGCUAAGAAGCCACCCACACAAACUGUAACACUAAGAAGCCACCCACUGUAAAACUAAGAAGCCACCCACUGUAAAGCUAAGAAGCCACCCACUGUAAAGCUAAGAAGCCACCCACUGUAACACUAAGAAGCCACCCACUGUAAAGCUAAGAAGCCACCCACUGUAAAGCUAAGAAGCCACCCACUGUAAAGCUAAGAAGCCACCCACUGUAAAGCUAAGAAGCCACCCACUGUAAAGCUAAGAAGCCACCCACACAAAGUGUAAAGCUAAGAAGCCACCCACUGUAAAGCUAAGAAGCCACCCACUGUAACUCUAAGAAGCCACCAUGUCAGCUUGUAUAUCAGGAUGCGAGCUCAGAGAUCGACUCUACACCAACCAGGCCAUGGCCAACUGCCAACAGGUUAUCCACGGUCACCCCAGGGACAUGACCUACAUCCCCAUAUGCCCCCGACCCCAGCGGUACCCCAGCACGAAGAACCCAGACUGUGCCUGCCCCCGCACCGAGCCCUACCGGUGCUGCUGUAUGCCCGGGGUCAUAGAGACCCGUAUCGUCAGGCGACCCGUCAAGUGCGUCAAGCCCCCUUGUUGCUACUCCAUCCCAGCCAUCCCGUGCAACGAUCCUCCCAAAAGCCCAAAGCCUCCCAAGAGAGACCCGCUGUGUUUUGAUUGGUCGGUUGAGGAGCCAGGUAUAAAUGACAGCUACGGGCUGAGAGGUCUCAACUGGUACGAUUGGACGAUGGGCAAAACAAAGGUCGCACAACCAGUCAGGAGCAACCCCAACAUUCACCCAGGCCUGGACCAGAAGACCAUCAACAACAGCAUGGACCACCUGAUCUGCAGGCUGCCUCUCAUGUGCUAUGCCAGACACCCGGCGCCCUGCCACCCGGCGCCCUUUGCCGGUGACGUCAACUACUUCCGUGACUGGCGCUGCUGUGACGCCAAGCCUCCCCCCGCCUGGAAGCCCCCUUACGCCCACUGGGCCACGAACCAGCACCUUUGACACUCCUCUCUCCUUGUUACAGAUCUUAGCCUCAUGUCUUAGCUUCCUGUAGCACAGAGCCUCACACCCAACUUUGUACAGACCCACGUAGUUAUAAAACACUAUUGCUCCAAGCUGUAGAACAGUAGUCUUAGAACAAAUCAACAACGGCUGUUCGCAGCUGUGGAACAUUUCAAUCACGGCUUCACACGGCGACAGCUACACAUCAGAAUGUAUGUCUCUCUGACAAACUCACAGGUGUAGCCAAAUAUUGAUUUCCGAUCGAACGAUUGAAAUAAAAUACCUGUUCAUGUGACUUGGUUGGGGUGUUGGAAGGGGUUGGUUGUGUUUUGACUCGACAACAAACAAACAAACAAACAACAUUAAUACCAAGCACGAACAACGUUCUAACAAAACAUGUAUCACAAUAAAAUUCGCACUUGUUAAAACA